Amborella trichopoda is the source of this 1647-nucleotide messenger RNA. Its product is annotated as 2-alkenal reductase (NADP(+)-dependent). The record is from RefSeq and is a predicted model, not a curated record. Gene Ontology annotation, molecular function: oxidoreductase activity, acting on the CH-CH group of donors, NAD or NADP as acceptor. Lineage: Eukaryota; Viridiplantae; Streptophyta; Magnoliopsida; Amborellales; Amborellaceae.
UUCACACAAACCUCCUACCAAACCAACAAACCACAAAAAACUCAACAGAAGCAUCUGUGGAUAUAGAAUCCACGACAAAUUGCACCCCAAGCAAAUGCUCUUUUGUCCUCAUUGAAGAACGAGUGACCCCUCUCCAUCAUGCUUUCCUAUUUAUUUUCUCUCUCUCUAACAACUCUAAUUCAAAGCUUAAAGCUUAGCUUCUCUCUCUAACAACUCUAAUUCAAAGCUUAAAGCUUAGCUUCUCUCUCUAAGCUUUCUCCUUUCCUUUCUCUCUCUAAACAAUCUUGAUUCAAAGCUCAAGAGCAGGAACAUGGAAGUUCACAACAGGUAUGUAAGCUUGAAGAAUCACAUCAAUGAGGCACCAAGUGAGUCAGACCUGGAAAUCAAGACUACCACUCUCUCUCUAGAACCCAAAGAAGGUUCAGGAGAUGUGAUUGUGAAGAAUCUCUAUCUCUCUAUCGAUCCAUACCAAGUAAAUCGGAUGAAAUUUUACAGUUCUUCUCAGGAAACCAGUAGCUUCUCUCAACGACUGCCUCUUGGUCAAGCCAUCGACGCCAAUGGCGUGGGCGAGGUCGUCGCAUCGGACAAUGCAGGCUACAAAAAAGGAGACUUGGUCGCUGCUCUUAUUGGCUGGGAGGAGUACACCAACAUUCAUGGUGGUGGUGGAGUGUUCAGAAAGAUCGAAUCCACUGAAUUCCCCUUAUCUUAUCACGUUGGAGUUCUUGGACUCAGUGGGUUUACUGCAUAUGCUGGGUUUCAGUAUGUAUGCAAACCCAAGAAAGGAGAUAAAGUUUUUGUCUCUACAGCUUCAGGAUCAGUAGGAAGCAUGGUGGGUCAAUAUGCAAAACUUGCAGGCUGCUACACUGUUGGCUGUGCUGGAAGCAAGAAAAAGGUUGAUCUGCUGAAAGAUAAGCUUGGUUUCGAUGAGGCAUUCAAUUACAGGGAUGAGCCUGAUCUAAAAGCAACAGUAAAACGGUACUUCCCUGAUGGAAUUGACAUAUACUUCGACAACGUUGGAGGUGAGAUGCUAGAGGCAGCUGUGGCCAACAUGAACGUGUUUGGCCGCAUUGGUGUGUGUGGUGCCAUAUCAGAGUACACGGACUCUACCAAGAGGGCGGCACCUGAUACACUUGCGAUAAUAUACAAACGUAUAACUAUCCAAGGUUUCCUUGCAGCAGAUUACUUGCAAUCAUACUCUGAAUUCAUCAAAGACACUUCCAAUUAUUUGCGUCAGGGAGAGAUACAUGUCCUUGAGGACAUCUCACUAGGCCUGGAGAGUUUGCCAUCUGCCUUUGUGGGGCUCUUUCGCGGCGACAAUGUUGGAAAGAAAAUUGUUCAAGUCAUCCAUGAUUAAGGUAGUACUGAGUCGACCUGGCAGAGUGUGUGGCGUACAACAUGUGUAUCUUGGAAGGUACAUGGGUGGUGUAUCUAUCAAAUGUUCAAACAAUCGAGGGUGAAGAAGAACCUCAAAUAUUGCCAUGAUGGACCUUCUGUGGACAGCCAUUCAUCUCCUUUCCAUGGUCUGUAUCAAGUGGACCGCUAAUGCACUUUUUUUUGUACAUUUUUAGUGUACUCUCUUCGUCUACAGUAUGUUCCAUCGAUCUAGAGGCUCCUGAGCCAAAAGUUUGUGCUUAUUAUGUUGCUUUA